GCGUUUAUGUGUGUGCCUUUCCUAUCUCUGAGGGGAAGGAGGCCGGUUCGCUGAUGGCGGUUCCACUGAGGGUUCUGCUGGGCUUCUUGGUCGUGCUUGUCGGCUCCGGCGUCGGAGGGCAAAAGAAGAAGGAGAUGGUGCUUUCAGAAAAAGUGAGCCAACUGAUGGAAUGGACCAACAAAAGAUCGGUUAUUCGACUGAAUGGUGACAAAUUUCGUCGUCUUAUAAAGUCACCACCGAGAAACUACUCUGUGAUUGUUAUGUUCACCGCUCUUCAGCCUCACAGACAAUGUGUUGUGUGCAAACAAGCUGAUGAAGAAUACCAGAUUCUGGCAAACUCAUGGCGGUACUCAAGUGCAUUCACCAAUAGGAUCUUUUUUGCCAUGGUUGACUUCGAUGAAGGUUCCGAUGUAUUUCAAAUGCUCAACAUGAACUCUGCUCCAACCUUCAUUAAUUUCCCACCGAAAGGAAAACCGAAAAGAAGUGACACGUACGAGCUACAAGUGCGAGGUUUUGCAGCUGAACAGCUUGCCCGCUGGGUAGCUGAUAGGACUGAUGUGAAUAUUCGCGUGAUAAGGCCUCCAAACUAUGCUGGACCCUUGAUGUUGGGGUUGCUGCUCACUGUUAUUGGUGGCCUUGUGUACUUAAGGAGAACCAACCUGGAUUUUCUUUAUAACAAGACAGGCUGGGCUUUUGCUGCUUUGUGUUUUGUUCUAGCAAUGACAUCGGGGCAAAUGUGGAAUCACAUCAGAGGACCACCGUAUGCUCAUAAGAAUCCUCAUACGGGUCAAGUGAACUAUAUCCAUGGCAGCAGUCAAGCUCAAUUUGUUGCUGAAACACACAUUGUUCUGUUGUUUAAUGCUGGUGUUACUCUUGGGAUGGUGCUCCUGCAUGAAGCUGCUACUUCUGACCUGGAGGUGGGGAAGAGAAAAAUAAUGUGUAUGGCUGGCAUUGGUUUGGUGGUCUUGUUCUUCAGCUGGCUGCUCUCAAUAUUUAGAUCUAAGUACCAUGGCUAUCCAUACAGCUUCCUAAUGAGUUAAAGAAUGUUGCAUCUCUGUUAUCCUGAAGCAUGAAAUAUGUGGACCGUCUACCUCUGUUUGAAAUUAAUAGGAACCAGACUAUUGCACACCAAACCAAAGAUGUCUAGUGCCUUGACAAGACAAGCAAUUUGCUCUAAAAGUCAUGGAGAGUAUUAAGACAUGUUCAUGUUCUCCAUUUACUUUAAGCCCAAGUAUAAUUUUAAAUUUUGAAUCUGGGUUCUUGGUUUCAGAUUGGUUUAAAAGAAAACUACACUUUAAUUCUCAAGCCACAGUCUAAAGGCCCUCUUUAGGCACAUAUUGUAUUGUUUAGGCACCUCUGUUGUGCACAAAGACACCCUGAUCAUCACCUCUGCCACUACGUACCAUUUCAUGUACUGCUGGAUCUUUUCAAAGUUCCUGAGUUUCAGAGGAGGCUCAUUGGGGAGUGCCAGGGCUGCUGACACAAGGGAGCAGGAUGCUCAGAAACAGUACCAUGUGCAUGUGCAAUUUUCCAUGCAGCCCUUUGGAUUCUGGCUUCAUCUGUUAAAACAGUCUGACACUGCAGUAUUUCCAGCAUGAGAACUUUUCCCCUAGUGCAGAGGACUCUUUGUUUCAGACCAUUAAAUAUGUCCCUCAUUGUAAAGGCAGUUGAUCAGAUUCUAGGUGAUUCUACUGCAAUUGAUCACAUUUUUAACCAUGUUUUUGUGCAACAUGUUACAAUGCAAGAGCCACUUGGGAAAAGAAGGAUGUUAAACUUUUUUAAAAUACACAAUUCAGUAGGGUGACUUCCUGAAGAUUUCUUUUCUUGAAAAGCAUGGGAGUAUCUUUCAACAAUACUGCCAUCUUAUAAGGCCAUCUGUGUUGCAGCUGUUUUGUAAUCUACUUGAGAACUCCUCCAGAUUAGCGCAUCGACCUCUUAGUAUGUGCCCAGUGACUACCAGAAAGUAUUUUCUGAUAUCAAAACUGUUAUGUGGGCUUUUAGACCCAGCAGACCUUUGUUCAAUAAAGGAAUUUGUUUAACUGUUUGGGUUUGAAAAGCAUACAGCCCUGAUCUUUGUGCACAUCAGUCUGCCGUACCCAUAAUCACCAGCCGAACAAAGUUGGUGUGAUCAGCCUUGAUAGUACCAAUUCACUGUUGUGGGGUAGAGCUAAGGAGAUUAAUCCCCCAAACUAAUUAAUGGCACUAUUAAAGCUGUUUGUAUUGCCAUUUACGGGGUGAACAUAAGGUUUUGAUUCAGUAUCCUUUGAUAUGCCUACUAUUCCAGGUGCUAGAGUGGGGGUAUGCCGCUUGCUCUACACAUAACCCUUCUGUGCAUUUGAGAUUCAAGUCAAAGGGUGGUUCAUGCGUGGAAACUUGCCUCUGUGAGUGGAUUGUCCUUGCUGGAUUGGGACAACUUCUCUUAAACCUGAACACCUUGCAUGCAGAAUCCAGGCCAAGCACCAAACAUGCCAGUGCUUUGGCAUGAUAUCGUAAGAGUCCACUGGUUUCUUUACCUCUAAAUACAGUGGAAAUAUGUAGGAUGAGAGAAGAUUCCAGCAUGUAUAAUGAAUCUUAGUUUGCAACUGUACGCUUUUAAAGAUAAAAGUGUCUGCCUUUUCUCCUUUAGCUGCUUUUUCUCCAGGCAGGAAUUAUGCGCCAUUUGAAUUGUUCCCUCUCUUAUCCCAUGCUCAGGAAAAAUUAUUUGCUUGGUUUAUGCAUCACAGCCCUUGAGGAUACUAGGAAUGGGAUCUAGAAGAAAUCUUGUUAAGGAUUCUAGGAAAUGUAUUAUUGGGAAACUCCAACUGCUUGUCUUAAUAACUUUUAUCUUCUUCAAGGGGGUCUAAUUCUGGGUAUGAUUGACUACACAGAGUAAGAAAAAUAAAUUCUUCUGUGGGGGUGUGGAGAGGUAAAGAUAGAGGAAGGACAUGGAAAUAAUGUUUCUCAUUCAAAGUUGACUGGAGGCAACUACUACUGAACUCAAUUAAGUAGUUUUCUCUUAUGCAAGUUUGUUGUAUUUAAUUAUAUUUCAAGUGCCUUAACACCAUUAGUCUAUUUUUUGGUAUUGACUCCUCAAAUAUUUUAAAAAUGCAUUUUUAUACAGCUCAUAGCAUUCAGUUGUAGCAUGGAUAUUGAAAGGACUACUGGGGAUUUUGGACAACUUUCAAUAAAUACUUUACAAAUGCA
This is a messenger RNA of Rhineura floridana, 3183 nucleotides long. It is a transcript of the gene MAGT1, whose product is annotated as magnesium transporter 1. Gene Ontology annotation, cellular component: oligosaccharyltransferase complex. The transcript is spliced from 10 exons. The record is from RefSeq and is a predicted model, not a curated record. NCBI's taxonomy places the organism in Eukaryota, Metazoa, Chordata, Lepidosauria, Squamata, Rhineuridae. The coding region runs from base 54 to 1040 and encodes 328 amino acids.